AUGCGCACUCCAGCGGCCGCCGAGAUGCUCCGGAGACAGCUGGGCCGAGCCAGACCAGCACAGGACAGCACCCGCCUCCGCACUCUCCGCACUCAGCAAACCAUGGCCGCCCACGCCUCCCUCGCCGUCUCCGAGAAGGUCCAGCCCGAGCUCGCCAAGGGCCUCGACUGCUGGAGCGUCUUCUCCCCCGCCUCGGGCCACAUGCCGCCCGACUCGCUGAAUCUCGGCCAAGGGUUUAUGAAUUGGGCUCCACCCGAUUUCAUGAAGGAGGCCGCCAAGAACUCGAUCGACGAGAUCGCCGCAAACCACUACAGCAUCCCGAAGGGAAGAGUCAACCUGCGCAAGGCGAUCUCCAAACACUACUCGGAAAGCUUCAAGUUGAACCGAGACUUGGACUUCGAAUCCGAAGUCGUCAUCAGUCCCGGUGCCAACUUCGGCAUCUAUGCGUCCUUGCUAGCGUUUUGUUCGAAGGACGACGAAGUGGUUCUCAUCGAGCCCUUCUUCGACCAAUAUGUGCGGAACGUGACGUUCUGCGGCGGCAAGCCGGUCUAUGUCCCGCUCCGCCCGCCCCCGUCCGCCGGGACGCAGAACGUGAGCAGCAAGGAAUGGACGCUGGACAUCGACGAGCUCAGGGCGGCCUUGACGGCGAAAUCCAAAGUCAUAAUCAUCAAUACGCCGCACAACCCGGUCGGCAAGGUGUUCACUGUGGACGAGCUGAACGCGAUCGGCCAGGUGGCCGAGGAGCAUAACUUGCUGAUCAUCGCGGACGAAGUGUACGACUGUCUGACGUUCGGCGAGCCGCACACGCGGAUCGCCUCGCUUUCGGACGCGCUGUGGCGCCGGACGGUGACGGUGGGGUCGGCGGGCAAAUCGUUCGCGGCGACGGGCUGGCGGCUCGGAUGGUGCAUCGGCCCCGCCGCCCUCCUCCGCCCCAUCACCGCCGCGAUGACCCGGAUGACCUUCUGCGCCGUCAGCCCGCUCCAGGAAGCCCUCGCCAUCGGCUUCGCCGCCGCCGAGAAGGAUCGCUUCUUCGACACCCAGAGGGACCAGUACCAGGCUCGGAGAGACCUCCUCCUCGGCUUCCUCGAUCAGCUCGGCUUGCCUUACACCGUACCCGAUGGGUCCUAUUUCGUGCUAGUCGAGACUUCCAAGGUGAAGAUCCCCGCAGAGUUUGAGAUCCUCGAGCUGAUCAAGACGCGCUCAAGGGACUGGCACAUGUGCUGGUUCAUCGCCAAAGUCGCCGGCGUCGUCUGCAUCCCUCCCUCUGACUUCUACUCCUCGGACCAUGUGUCGAUCGGAGAGAACUUCAUCCGGAUCGCGUUCUGCAAGGAUCUCGACACGCUGAAGGAAGCCGGCCAACGCUUGCAGAAAUUGAAGCCUUACAUCUCGUGA
Messenger RNA from Puccinia triticina, 1392 nucleotides. RefSeq lists its product as uncharacterized. The transcript is spliced from 13 exons. Gene Ontology annotation, molecular function: L-kynurenine:2-oxoglutarate transaminase activity; pyridoxal phosphate binding. The coding region runs from base 1 to 1392 and encodes 463 amino acids. The record is from RefSeq and is a predicted model, not a curated record. NCBI's taxonomy places the organism in Eukaryota, Fungi, Basidiomycota, Pucciniomycetes, Pucciniales, Pucciniaceae. Gene Ontology annotation, cellular component: cytoplasm; mitochondrion. Gene Ontology annotation, biological process: biosynthetic process.